AUGAGAGGUUCCUACGGAGACAGAGAUAGAGACAGAGAUAGAGAUAGAGGGAGCCCUCGUUUUGGGUCUAGCAGAAGCAGUUCAUCAUCGAUUAAAAAAUACGGCAGUCCUGGCGAGCGUUUACGGAAGAAAAGAUGGGACCUGGAUGAUCUCCCUAAAUUUGAGAAGAACUUUUACAACGAACAUCCGGAAGUACAGCGCAUGAGUCAGUAUGACAUUGAGGAGUUCAGAAGGAAGAAAGAAAUAACUAUCCGAGGUUCAGGAUGCCCAAAGCCCGUUACCGCCUUCCAUCAAGCAAAGUUUCCCCAAUAUGUAUUGGAUGUCUUGAUGCAACAAAAUUUCAAGGAGCCAACAGCCAUUCAGGCGCAAGGAUUCCCGCUAGCCCUCAGUGGGAAAAACAUGGUGGGAAUUGCGCAGACCGGCUCAGGGAAGACUCUUUCGUAUCUAUUGCCAGCCAUUGUGCACAUCAACCAUCAGCCGUUCCUGGAGCGUGGAGAUGGCCCCGUUUGCUUGGUUCUAGCCCCAACAAGAGAACUGGCACAACAGGUCCAGCAGGUGGCGUACGAUUAUGGGAAAUCAUCCCGUAUCAAAACUACAUGUGUUUAUGGAGGUGCUCCCAAAGGACCUCAGAUCCGAGAUCUGGAGAGAGGGGUUGAAAUCUGUAUCGCCACUCCUGGUCGUCUGAUUGACUUUCUUGAGGCGGGAAAGACCAAUCUGCGGCGUUGCACAUAUUUAGUUCUGGAUGAAGCUGACCGCAUGCUGGACAUGGGUUUUGAACCCCAGAUUCGCAAAAUUGUGGACCAGAUCAGGCCGGAUAGACAGACACUGAUGUGGAGUGCCACCUGGCCUAAAGAGGUGCGUCAGCUGGCUGAAGACUUCCUUAAAGACUAUGUGCAGAUCAAUGUUGGUGCACUUGAGCUAAGUGCAAACCACAACAUCCUUCAGAUAGUGGACGUGUGCAUGGAUAGUGAAAAGGACAACAAGUUGAUACAGCUGAUGGAGGAGAUAAUGGCUGAAAAAGAGAACAAGACUAUCAUCUUUGUCGAGACCAAGAAGCGAUGUGAUGACCUCACACGUAGGAUGAGACGUGAUGGGUGGCCAGCAAUGUGCAUUCACGGUGACAAGAGCCAGCCAGAGAGAGAUUGGGUGUUGUCAGAGUUCCGAAGUGGUAAAGCUCCAAUUCUCAUCGCUACUGAUGUGGCUUCCCGUGGUUUGGACGUGGAAGAUGUAAAGUUUGUCAUCAACUAUGACUACCCCAAUUCCUCGGAAGACUACAUCCAUCGGAUCGGACGAACAGCCCGCAGUAACAACAAAGGAACUGCGUACACUUUCUUUACUCCGGGUAACCUCCGCCAGGCCCGCGAUCUGAUCCGGGUUCUGGAGGAAGCCCGACAGGACAUCAAUCCCAAACUGUUGCAGCUGGUUGACUCUGGACGGGGAGGAGGAGGCAGUGGCCGUUCCCGUUUCAGAGGCGGCUCGUCUUCCAACAAUCCCAACCUGAUGUACCAAGAUGAGUGCGAACGACGAAUGCGCUCAGUCAGCAGCAGCGGCAAAGACGGACGAUCGAGUAGCAGCAGCUAUGGCCGCGACGGGCACGAAUCACGCGAUUCCCGAGACGGUCGAGGCGCGAGCAGCCGGGACGGGGACCGCCUCUCCUCCUCAUCCUCUUCCUCGUCUUACAGGGAUCGCAGCAGCAGGGACGGAGGACGCGGCUACGUUUCCGGUUCCGGCUCCACCUCCGCCUCCGACCCGUACCAGAAGACUAACAGUAACAGCGGCGACGGUAGUACAAGCCAAUACAGUCUUCCCGUGGGCGGCUCCGCGCCACUGGGAGCUGAAGUGGGGCUAGUCCCACCGGGUUACUCAUGCCCCCAGCCCCUAAUGGUCCAGCAGUUCAUCCCGCCUCAGCCCAUGGUCCCCUUCCAGUUUGUUCAACCUCCGCAACCACAACCACCACCUCCUGGUGUAGACUAA
Molecule: messenger RNA, 1974 nt
Organism: Nerophis lumbriciformis (worm pipefish)
Lineage: Eukaryota; Metazoa; Chordata; Actinopteri; Syngnathiformes; Syngnathidae
Source: RefSeq, a predicted model, not a curated record